AUGCCCAGCCUUGAUCCUCGAUCCGGUCCGUCCUACGGUGCAAUGGAACAACGGGAUGACAACGGCAACAUGGAAGGGGACCGAGAUCAACUACUUCAAAAUGGGUACGAAGCCGACGACCGCGAACUCAGUAGUGUCGAGAUGUCGGACGAGGCACAGGAAGGUGUUUUAAAAAUUGAGGCAAUCAAUAUGACUUGGACAACGCGUUCGUUGAUGAUUGCCUAUGUCAGUAUAUUCCUCAUGGCAUUCUGCACGUCAUUAGAAGGCCAGACAGUCAUGUCAUUAUCUGCAUAUGCGACAAGUGCAUUCAGCAAGCAUUCAUUGAUUUCGACGGUCCUUGUCGUCCAAAAUGUUGUUAAUGCUGUGAUCAAACCACCCAUGGCCAAAGUGGCCGAUGUCUUCGGUCGCUUCGAAGCCUUUUGCGUCAGCAUCUUGAUUUACAUCUUAGGCUACAUCCAGAUGGCCGCAUCAACAAACGUCCAGACUUACGCUUCAGCCCAAAUUUUCUACUCUGCCGGCUCCACAGGCUUGCAGAUCCUCCAGCAAGUGUUUAUCGCCGAUAGCAGUGACUUGCUCAAUCGUGCCUUUUUGACGCUGUUACCAGAGUUUCCCUUCUUGGUAACUGUCUGGCUUGGCCCGACUAUUGCCGAUGCAGUCCUGCGAUCAUCAUCGUGGCGAUGGGGCUAUGGUAUGUGGGCUAUUAUUCUGCCUGCUGCUUUCUUGCCGCUCGCGCUGUCGCUGCUAUUGAACCAGCGCAAGGCUCAACGUCUGAAUCUGAUCAAGCCGUCUCGGCAUAAGCGAAAGCAAAGCUUUUUCGGCGUCGUGAAACGGACCUGGUACGAUCUAGAUGUUGGUGGACUGACAUUGUUAUCGGCCGCGGUCACCUUGAUCCUAGUGCCGCUAACUCUAGCAGCCAACUCGAAGAAUGGAUGGGGGAACGCUAAUAUUAUCGUUAUGGUGGUUGUUGGCAUCAUUUGCUUAUGUGUCCUGCCCUUCUGGGAGGGUUCGAAGAGAAUGGCUCCGAAGCCUUUGCUCUCUUUGCAUCUUCUUCGUCAACGGACAGCUCUCGCUGGCUGUGCGCUGGCGUUUUGGUACUUUAUGGCAUUCUACUUCUCUGUCCAGCCAUACCUCUACUCCUAUCUCCAAGUUGUCCAGGGUUAUGACGUCGCUACCGCUGGUCGCGUCACUCAAACCUUCGCCUUUACAUCAACUAUCGCCGCAUUCACGGUUUCCUUACUCAUCAAAUACACCCGACGAUACCGCGUCUUCGUGACUAUCGGCUGCGUGAUCUAUAUGAUAGGUUUAGCAUUUAUGCUCCUAUGCCGAGGUGAAGGCGCCUCCCACGCUCAAGUCCUCGGUGCCCAAAUCAUAGUCGGCUGCGGCGGUGGUCUACUCAACGUACCCGUUCAACUAGGCGUUCAAGCCUCCGCAAGCCACCAGGAAGUCGCAGCCGCGACCGCGAUGUUCCUAACCUCUAUGGAGAUGGGCGGAGCCGUGGGAGCCGCUAUUUCAGGCGCGAUCUGGUCAACGUUCAUCCCGAAGAAGCUUAUGCAGUACCUGCCAGACGAAUCCAAGUCCGAGGCAGGUGAAAUCUUUGGCAAAUUGACCAAAGCGCUAUCCUACCCGCCCGGCUCGCCGACUCGCGAUGCGAUCAAUCGUUCAUACCAGGAGACCAUGAAUCGGCUUCUGAUACUAGCGCUCCUUGUGACGCUGCCGCUCGUCCCGCUCAGCCUGAUUAUGGAGAACUAUAAACUCGAUAAGAUGAGCCCGAAGAGCAGCACCGAUCACGAUUCCAAUAACCCUCUUCCGCUCGAGACAGAGCCCGACUCAGAUGACACACACCACAAGCGGACUUGA
Molecule: messenger RNA, 1857 nt
Organism: Penicillium subrubescens
Lineage: Eukaryota; Fungi; Ascomycota; Eurotiomycetes; Eurotiales; Aspergillaceae
Gene: mirC
Product: siderochrome-iron transporter MirC
Exons: 5
Coding region: 1-1857 (618 amino acids)
Biological process (GO): siderophore transmembrane transport
Molecular function (GO): siderophore-iron transmembrane transporter activity
Source: RefSeq, a predicted model, not a curated record